AUGACAACCGCACCGUGGGAGCAAAAGGCACAGAAGGUUCGCGACUAUCGCGACGCAAGUCUCGCCAAAGUCGAGCCGGCGUUGGAAGAGCUCCCUACGCCUCUGCCGCUGAACUCCCUCGAUCUCCCCAAGCAGUUCCUCACCGAGCGAGAGUAUGAGCUCACGCAGAACUAUGACGCGAUCGCGUUGCUUGAUAUGCUGCGUUCAAAGAAAGUAACGUCAGAAGAAGUAACGAGAGCGUUUCUCAGGAGAGCAGCGUUGGCACAGAAAGCGAUCAACUGCGUGACAGAACUCAUGUGGGACGAGGCAAUUGCUCGCGCAAAAUACUUGGAUUCACUCGAAAAGCCGAUUGGACCUCUUCAUGGUCUUCCUCUUUCGGUCAAGGAGCACCAUGGGAUGAAGGGCAAGAAGGUCCAUGCCAAUUUCAUUGCCUGGAUUGAUGACGAGUCUGAUGACAACCUCCUCAACAAUAUCCUUUAUGAUGCGGGUGCCGUCUUUUAUGUUCGCACCACGGGCCCACAGGCGCUAAUGCAUCUCGAAUGCGAAAAUAACAUUUAUGGCCGCACUGUCAACCCCCAUAAUCGCAAUCUGACUUCUGGAGGCAGCAGUGGGGGUGAAGGAUCGCUUAUUGCUUUUGGAGGGAGUGUUUUGGGUGUUGGAGGCGACAUUGGAGGUAGUGUUCGCAACCCUGCUGGUAACAAUGGGGUAUAUGGUUUUAAACCAACCUGCAAACGGCUCCCAGUUGGUGGGAUUAAGCUUCCCAUGGAGGGGAAAGAUGCAAUUGCUGCCACAUUUGGACCGUUAUGCCGCUCUCGGCCAACGAUGGAUCUCUUCAUGAAGGUGAUUGCCGAUGCUCAGCCGUGGAGGUUCGACGCUUCUCUCUCUCCGUUGCCCUGGACUCCCGUCACAACCACCAAACCCCUGAAAAUUGCCAUUGAAUGGGACGAUGGGGUGGUCAAGCCACAUCCCCCUGUCCUCCGCGCACUGCGAGAGGUGGCGGAAGCUUGCAAGAAAGCUGGCAUGGAGGUUGUUGACUGGCAGCCAUAUGACCACCGAACGGCCUGGGACAUAAUUUCGGAGCUGUACUGGCCCGACGCGGGAAAGGAGGUCAUUGGGCUCCUCGAGUCAGAAGGAGAGCCACUGCUGCCACUGACCAAGUUUAUUUUGGACCAGCCGAUGGUCAAGGAUCAUAGCAUGGCGGAGUAUUGGAAGCUUUGCCUUAAGCGCGACGGUUACCGUGACCAGUAUGCUGCACACUGGUCCGCCACCGCGAGGUCGACGACUGGCGAGGUUGACCUCAUCCUUUGCCCCACGACUCCUGGCGUUGCUCCCCCGCACGAAUGCGCCCGGUAUUGGGGCUAUACCUCGCAGUGGAACCUGCUGGACUACCCGGCGGCUGUGUUCCCGGUGACCAAGGUUGACCCCGCGCAGGAUGCACGCGAAGAGGGCUAUGUCCCGCGCAACGACAGUGACCGGUACAACCACGAGCUGUACACGGGGCCGGAGCGGUUCCAGGGCGCGCCGGUCAGCCUGCAGCUUGUCGGGCGUCGGUUCUUUGACGAGAAAGUGCUGGCUGGGCUCGCGGCGGUGGAGGCGGCGAUGGGCCGUAAAUAG
Ophidiomyces ophidiicola is the source of this 1614-nucleotide messenger RNA. RefSeq lists its product as uncharacterized. The transcript has 4 exons. The record is from RefSeq and is a predicted model, not a curated record. The coding region runs from base 1 to 1614 and encodes 537 amino acids. Lineage: Eukaryota; Fungi; Ascomycota; Eurotiomycetes; Onygenales; Onygenaceae.